AUGGCGGUCGCUGCGCCCGACGCGUCCAAGGACAGCACAAUGGGCAAGACUUGGAAUACGAACAAGCUCGGACUGAGGGUCGGAGUCGACGUCGUUUCGGCGUGUUCCGCUGCGGCGCUCGUUGCGCCCAUCAUCACGGCCAUUGAUAAGGGAAUCAUGGAGAAUGCCAGCGGGAGGAACACCCUGGGGCAGAGCUUGAAGUCGAGCGCGAUGGAGAUAUUGACGAAGCCCACCGCCUUUUUUGGCAGGAGGGCUUUCUUUCUCAUCUUUACUGUAUACUCCGGUACCUACAUCACCGCGAACAGCAUCGACACCGUGAACUCGACGAUAAGCAAUAAGCCGAUCCACACCACCACGGCAGGAGCGUCCAAGUUCUUCGCGACAUCGGGCUCGAACAUCGGCCUCGGAUUAUACAAGGACAGCCAGUUCACCAAGAUGUUCGGCUCUGCCUCGUCUGCAGGGUCCCGUCCCGUGCCCCUCCCGACCUUCGCACUCUUCACCAUCCGCGACUGUCUGACCGUCUUCGCAUCCUUCAAUCUUCCCACCGUGCUCUCACCGCACUUCGACGCACGCAUGUCCUCCGAAGUAAAGAAAUACGUCGGCGCGACAUCCGCCGCCCAGUUCUUCGCCCCGGCCGCCGUCCAGUUGAUCUCCACACCUCUGCACCUCUGGGGUUUGGAUCUGUACAACAGGCCUGGCGUAAGUCUUCCCGAGAGGUUCACCAGGGUCAGCAGGGAUUGGCUGAAGAGCGCGUUCGCUAGGAUGGGCAGGAUCGUACCGGCCUUUGGCGUGGGAGGCGUCGUCAAUACGAAGGUUAGGAGAAAUCUGAUGGGCAAACUUGAAUCGUAA
Molecule: messenger RNA, 849 nt
Organism: Aaosphaeria arxii CBS 175.79
Lineage: Eukaryota; Fungi; Ascomycota; Dothideomycetes; Pleosporales
Exons: 2
Coding region: 1-849 (282 amino acids)
Cellular component (GO): mitochondrion
Source: RefSeq, a predicted model, not a curated record